AUGAACCUGCCACCGCUCGAGCUUACAGAGAAAGCUGAUCAAAUGGGUUCGGCAGGAGCGAGAGCUUGCCCUGUGUGCAUAGACUCUUUAACGCUAGAGCUCAAGGUAUUCAACGAAUCAGCUACAACCAACAUCCUUGUGGAUGAUCUGAAAGGCAAGGUAUGGGAUUAUAUGCCAGUCCGUCACCUUCCCAAUGAGCUGACGAUAGCUGACGUCACAUCCGGUCUUCGGAGGUCUCACGGUUUUGUACAAUUUCCAGGCGUUAAUCAACAUCUUUCGAUCGAGAGUACUAGAUGGGAGAGCUUCUCCAUUUAUAACUCCGAGAUAAGUCCUAGGAUCGAUUAUCUUCCUGGUGCGGGUCCUUAUCUCACAGUGGGCUUGGAGGGCCCACCCGAAAACCCCGAUGUCGUACCAUAUUUUCUUAACGACAGUCGUAUAGCACAUUGCAGCUGCGUCUUUGGAGGGGUGCUUUACGUUGUGCCACAGCACUUACUUACUCGCGAACUGAGAAGAUUCCAUAUCUCCAAGCGCGAACUCCUGGCACCUAUUCGGCUGCCAUGGGAAAUUGAAGGGGUCGCUGUUGCCGAUAAUAAUAUCUUCAUCAUCUCCGGUAGAGGCGACUUCAGCGUCUAUAUACUGUAUGACUCCCCUGGGACAUCUGAUAUCUUGGCGAACCCCAGUAACGACACCGCUCAUCGAUUGUGCUAUGUUUCAUCACUUCCUCUUGAUGUGCGAAACCUCGUGGUAGAUGGGGUAUCAAUUGGCCUACUGGAUUCUCCCCGCGACGAGGCAACAUCACGACCAACAUUUGGUUUGUUCGGGAAUCAAAUGUCGAGCAUACUGGACGAGCGUGGUCUAGCACAGAUACUGGAGUUGAGGGAUGUGACUGCCGCCGAGGAGGAGGUUUCUCCACGGAGGUUGUUGUUCACUGCUCGCUUUGCUGGUGAAAUAGAUGCCGAUCUUUGCGUUCAUUUCGUUGGUUCUUCGUUCGUUAGAGUGUUUGGUGGUUGUCCUGGGCAAGCAAGGUUUGUGCCAAACACUGGUGGAACUACUUGUGUUGGUCUCUGCCGAUUACACGCAGUUCUGUUAUCUUUUACUGAGGAGGGCUUCGCUACUCUCCUUGCCAAAGUAUUGAUAUGCUCGGUGGUGGUGGGUGAAAGACCUUACAAUCUAGUGGUCACCCGAGACUGGGAGAUAUUUGUUAAUGUGCAGCCCUCUAUUAUCGACUUCCCGGAGCUACCUAGAGCUGAAAAUGAUGAUGUUAUCCCGAUCACUGAGGAGAUUAGAUGUAUACGUUUGUGGGCGCAGCAUGAGUUCGAUCGUCGGCGUAAUAAGUUAACCUAA
Perkinsus marinus ATCC 50983 is the source of this 1344-nucleotide messenger RNA. RefSeq lists its product as hypothetical. The record is from RefSeq and is a predicted model, not a curated record. The transcript has a single exon. Bases 1 to 1344 code for a protein of 447 amino acids. NCBI's taxonomy places the organism in Eukaryota, Perkinsozoa, Perkinsida, Perkinsidae.